Molecule: messenger RNA, 513 nt
Organism: Aspergillus welwitschiae
Lineage: Eukaryota; Fungi; Ascomycota; Eurotiomycetes; Eurotiales; Aspergillaceae
Exons: 2
Coding region: 1-513 (170 amino acids)
Source: RefSeq, a predicted model, not a curated record
AUGCCGCUGUCUGCAAUUUGGACGAGAAGAGCAGCCAACGAUGCAGCGUCGAGCAUCUACAGUCGAGAACCUGAAAUCACCCCAGUUCCCCCGCUCUCCAUCCUGCGCAAGGGGAGGAGACCAACCGACUCUCCUGCAAGGCAUGACCUCCCGGGGAUCAAUCUGAUCGACCAUCAAAUUGCGCUGGCCCGGGGAACAACCAUGGCCCUCGAAACGACCCGUGUGCGGCUUCAAAAUGCCAAAAAGAACGAUGAGAACCGGUUCUUCCGCACAUGCCUCAAAAUCUUCGACGACCUCGCGGCCGUGACAGUCGAGGUGUCCGAUAAUCUGAUCCUGCAGCAUGGAUUUGAACCCGAAGUCAGUCCGGUGGGAAACCGACGCAUCCUCCUUGGGAUGCGCAAGCUGCAAGAGGCCCUGUCCGACUCGCACGGGAAGGAAGCUCGAGCCAGAGAAGAAUGGGACCGCCGCUUGAACCUUCCCAAUUUCCGUGCCCCACUACCGCAGUGGAUAUGA